CUUUCUGGACCUGUCACCAAACGUUUUCAACAACAGUCUCGCGUUCAUUGGAUCCUCGGGCGGUGAUUUCAUCAAAUCAGGUUUCAGGGAGGCGCACAAGGGGAUCUCGGCGGAUCUCAGAUCUCUUGAAGAUUUCUCCACGAACUCCGCCAGACGAACGUUUCCGGCGAGCGCCAGAGUGCCAAAACAUCGACCCGCUGUUAUGUGUGUUUUCUUUGUUUGCUCUGAAGCUCUGGCAACGCUCUUAAUUUGCGUCGAAAUCAAAUCUAGCGCGUGUCUAAUGAAGACUAGGUUGGAAAACUAUAAAAGGCACGCCUUGUAAGCAGCAACACUGGCACGUUUUUUUGCUAUGUAAAAGCAUUAUUGAGCUCAACAUCAGGAUUACAGCAUCAGGAAAAACUGGCCAAACUGGCAACAACUAAAUGGUGCAACUGAUUUACAUUAACUACUUCUCUAAUAAUGUUAUUUAAUUCUACCUGUGAGGCUUUUUACAAGCCAGUGUCCUUCUUCUACAACAUUACUGGCAAGCCCAUCAGCCCGAACUGGCGCACUCAUGACUUUAUUGUGGUUGGCCUCGGGCUCCCGAUUUGUGUCUUUAUUAUUCUAGCAAAUAUGUUGGUCAUAGUGGCCAUAAUCAUCAACCGAAAGUUCCACUUUCCCAUUUAUUACUUACUUGGGAACAUGGCGGCCGCGGACCUCUUUGCUGGAAUAUCGUAUCUCUACCUUGUGUUCCACACGGGGCCGUGGACAAUCGGUUUGACCAUCAAAGAGUGGUUUAUUCGUGGAGCUUUGAUCAACAUGAGCUUGACCGCGUCUGUGGUCAACCUGCUGGCAGUGGCAGUGGAGCGCCAUCAGACCAUCUUCACCAUGCAGCUCCACAGCACCAUGACCAGGAGGCGCGUGGUGAUGCUGAUAGUCACCAUCUGGUUGGUGGCCGUCGUCAUGGGUUUGGUGCCCACCAUGGGCUGGAACUGUGUUUGUGACCUGUCCACCUGCUGCACGGUUGCGCCGCUGUAUUCCCGCAGCUUCCUAGUGUCCUGGGCCAUCCUCAACCUCAUGGCCUUCUUCAUCAUGGUGGCCGUUUACACUCACAUCUUCAUCUACGUUCGCCGGCGGAGCCGAGUAAUGUCGCCACACACGGAUCAGCCCUCCAACAAUCAGACUGUUAUCAGCCUCAUGAAGACCAUGUCCAUGAUUCUGGGUGCCUUUGUGAUCUGUUGGACACCGGGUCUGGUGAUUCUGUUACUGGACGGUCUCAGCUGCAGUCAAUGUCAGGUUCUUAAAUAUGAAAAGUACUGCCUGGUUCUGGCCGAGUGUAACUCUCUGGUGAACCCCAUCAUCUACUCGUUCCGGGACGAGGACAUGAGGAACACCUACAAACGCAUUCUCUGCUUCCCUUGGAGAAGAAUGCGGCAGCAUGAGGGGCCUUCUGGCAUCCGCUUCAAGCCUGUGAAAGCAGGGGCACCCUCGGAGAAAAACAGCUGUAACUCCACCAGUUUAGAGCCCAGUUCACCACAAAGCCUAUUGUUUUCAUAGAAAAAGUUUUUCUCAGUGUAAAUAAAUGACUUUGUAUUUGCUUACUGAAAUGAUCACAGCUUGUACAAAGAGUAAAUAAUACUUCAUUUUUGAUA
This is a messenger RNA of Cyprinus carpio (common carp), 1631 nucleotides long. It is a transcript of the gene lpar2a, whose product is annotated as lysophosphatidic acid receptor 2a. NCBI's taxonomy places the organism in Eukaryota, Metazoa, Chordata, Actinopteri, Cypriniformes, Cyprinidae. Gene Ontology annotation, molecular function: lysophosphatidic acid receptor activity. Gene Ontology annotation, biological process: G protein-coupled receptor signaling pathway. The record is from RefSeq and is a predicted model, not a curated record. Gene Ontology annotation, cellular component: membrane.